Strongyloides ratti is the source of this 1818-nucleotide messenger RNA. RefSeq names its product Alpha-1,2-mannosyltransferase ALG9. Gene Ontology annotation, biological process: protein N-linked glycosylation. The transcript has a single exon. Gene Ontology annotation, cellular component: endoplasmic reticulum membrane. Bases 1 to 1818 code for a protein of 605 amino acids. Gene Ontology annotation, molecular function: alpha-1,2-mannosyltransferase activity. The record is from RefSeq and is a predicted model, not a curated record. NCBI's taxonomy places the organism in Eukaryota, Metazoa, Nematoda, Chromadorea, Rhabditida, Strongyloididae.
AUGGCACGUAGAAAUAUCAAUACAGUUAUACGCAGAAAUAAUCGUAAUGAGGCAACAAAAAGAGAUCGUAAAAUGUCAUCUUCAGUAUCACAAACAUUUGUUCCUCCGAAUGAACCAGAAGAGAAGCUUUACUUUCCAAAUGAUGACUAUGAUACGGAUAUAGCUCCUGGAUAUAAUUCUAUUUUGAAAAUUAUUAUUUCCUUACGUAUUUCAUCAGCUUUUUAUGGUUUAAUUAUGGAUUGUGAUGAAGUAUAUAAUUAUUGGGAACCUUUGCAUCUUUUUUUAUAUGGAAAUGGGCUUCAAACAUGGGAAUAUUCACCUUUAUAUGCAAUUAGAUCAUAUUUCUAUAUUUUUCUUCAUUCAUUACCAGCUCAACUUAUUAUAAAUAUUUCACCUCAUUCAAAAAUAUUUAUAUUUUAUUCUAUUAGAUGUAUUUUGGGAAUUAUAAGUGCAUCUGCCGAUACAUUAUUAUACUAUGCUUUGUGUAAAAAGUUUGCUAAUUCAAUUGGUAUAAUUUAUAUUGUAUUUACCUUAUUAGCACCAGGAAUGUUUAUUUCAUCAACAGCAUUUCUACCAUCAUCUUUUAGUAUGAUUUUAUGUACAUUAACAAUUGCUGCUUAUUUACGGGAAAAAUUUUUUAUUGCCAUAUUUUGUACAGCAAUAUCAGCACUUUUAGGUUGGCCUUUUGCGGCUGUAUUAGGUUUUCCACUUGUCAUACAUAUGGUAUUUAUUUACAAUAAAAAAUAUUUGUUGAAAUUUAUUAUUUAUGCAGGAAUAUCGGGACUUUUAAUAUCUGUUCCAAUGAUAUAUUUUGAUUCUUUAUAUUUUGGUAAAACUGUAUUUGCUCCACUAAAUAUUGUACUCUAUAAUGUAUUUUCAAGUCAUGGACCAGAUUUAUAUGGAACAGCUCCAUUAACAUAUUAUUUAAAAAAUUUAUUCUUAAAUUGGAAUAUUGCAUUUCCAUUAUUAUUUUUAUCAAUUCCUUUAUCAUGGUUAGAAUAUAACAAAAUUAGAAAUGAAAAAGCAAAAGAUUUUAAAAAAAUAAAUUAUGAGUCAUUUAUACCAUUACUGUUACUAUUUUGUACACUUAUGUUAUGGUUCAUAAUAUUUUUUUCACAACCACAUAAGGAAGAAAGAUUUAUGUUUCCAGUAUACUCAUUAAUAGCAAUAUUAGCUGCAGUAGCAGUUGAUGGAAUAUCAAAAAUGUUUAAGAAUAGUACAGUAGUAAUACUUAUAAUUCUAGGUAUUUUUGGAGGAUUUUCAGUGACAAGAAAUAUUGCUUUAACAAAAUAUUAUUCAGCUCCAAUAACUAUAUUCAAAGAAUUUAAUGAUUAUAUGAUUGAACAUUCAAAAGAUUUAGACUUUUCAGUCAUGCAAGAUCCCGUUAAUUUAUGUAUGGGUGAUGAAUGGUAUGAAUUUCCUUCUUCAUUCUUUUUACCAUAUAAAGUGGUAGAUAGAUUUAAUCGUAAAAGAAGUGUCAAAUUACAGUUUAUUAAAUCAGGAUUCAAAGGAUUAUUACCAAAAUAUUAUGAACAAGGUAAAUUACUGGAUGUAACAAGAAAAAUUCCAAGUUACAUGAAUGAUAAAAAUGAAGAAGAACCUUCAAGAUAUAUAUCAUUAUCAUCUUGUGAUUAUCUUGUGAAAUUAAACAAAAAUAAUAAUAAUUAUAAAGAACUUAGUAAUGAAUUUGUUCCUAUAAUCAGACAACCUUAUCUUGAUACUGAUAAAACUUCAAGUAUUUUUAGAGCUUUUUAUACACCAUUAUAUUCAGAUGAAGCAUUACAUUGGGCUAGUUAUGAAAUAUUAAAACAUAGAUAA